Molecule: messenger RNA, 1200 nt
Organism: Dioscorea cayenensis subsp. rotundata (Guinea yam)
Lineage: Eukaryota; Viridiplantae; Streptophyta; Magnoliopsida; Dioscoreales; Dioscoreaceae
Exons: 4
Coding region: 1-1200 (399 amino acids)
Source: RefSeq, a predicted model, not a curated record
AUGGAGAAUGUGGGCACUUGGUCAUGGGCAAGUGGCUUUGACCAAGGGCGAGAACGAUUACCAUGGGUAGUUGUUAGAGCAUGGCUCAUGUUCUCCUUGAUGGGCUUUGGUGAGAAUGGUUGGAGUAGGCGGUUCCACCAAGACACAUGUUCUCUUAAGGAUGGAAGAAGUGGGGGGUUCCUCAUCCAUGUUCAUGUAGUGCACAGUUCCUCAUCUCAUGACCAGGUGGUAUCAGAGCUUGGCUAUGAUCAUUGGAGCAUCAUGAUGAAGACAUUAUUCCGCUUCAAUGGCCUAUGGGAAGUAGUGGAGAAAGGUUUUUCUAAGGAAGAAGCUAAGCUCACUGAGAACCAACAGAAGGAUGCUCAUGCUUUAUUUCUCAUUCAACAAGCUGUGCAUCGUUCUUUAUUCUCUCGAAUUGCAGCAGCUAAUACUGCUAAGGAAGCAUGGGACAGUCUCAAGAUACAGUUUCAAGGAAGUCCCAAGAUUAAGGCAUUGAGAAUUCAGGCAUUAAGGCAAGCUUUUGAAAGCCUACAAAGAAAGGAGGAUGAAGGUGUGCAAGCAUAUAUUGCUAGAGUAAAUGAUCUGGUUAAUCAAAUGAAAGGACUAGGAGAUGAAAUGCCUGAAGCCCUUGCUGUUGGAAAGGUCCUUAGAACCUUGGGACCAAAGUAUAACUUUGUUGUUGCAGCAAUUGGUGAAGCUAAAGAUCUUACAAAACUCACCAUGGAUGAGUUAGCUGGUUCACUUCAGGCUCAUGAAGCUCUAUUGCUGAGUCAGGAUGAUACUGUUACUGAUAAAGCUCUUGUUAUGAAAGAAGAUUCAUUUGAUGAUGAGAAUUGGUCUUCCACUCGUAGCAGAGGCAGAGGUUUGGACAUGUACAAUCUAAUUGCUGGUUCAAAGAUAAAAUUCUUGAAAACAAGUAUGUGGAGAGAGGAUCAAGUUCUCGUGAAUCUCAAAAAUCCUCAAACUCCUAACAAAGAUAUUGGGGGUUUAUUCAUGGUUCACACUGAGAAUGAAGCUUGUGAACCUUCAAUUUGGCUUGUAGAUAGUGGUUGCUCAUGUCAUAUGUCGAGGCAGAAAGAAUUAUUUUACACUCUGGAUGAAUCAGACUGUCAUAAGGUUAGACUUGUAGAUGAUCAAGAGGUGAAUGUAGCUGGAAAAAGGCUCGAUUCGCCACAAUUCAUGGAGGAGAAACUAAAUUAA